AUGGUCGAAGAAGUGGCGGAGAAGGUGGAGGUCGGAGGAGAGGCUGCUACGUACCGCCGGCGGGGGGGGGGAAGGGAGAAGGUCGAUGAAUCGAAAGCUCUUGCAAUCGUGGAAAAAGCUACAGAUCCUCCUCCAUUGGAGAAAAGCACGGGUGGUUCAAUAAAUCGAGAUGCUGUUCUUGCAAGGGUUGAAACUGAGAAGCGAUUGUCAUUAAUAAGGGCUUGGGAAGACAAUGAAAAGGUCAAAGCUGAGAAUAAGGCAGUUAAGAAGGUGUCAGCUAUUGCUUCGUGGGAGAACUCAAAGAAGGCUGUUGUAGAAGCUGAACUGAAAAGGAUAGAGGAAGCUCUGGAAAAAAAGAAGGCAGAAUACGUAGAAAAAAUGAAGAACAAGAUUGCUUUGAUUCAUAAGGAGGCUGAAGAGAAGAGAGCUAUAGUAGAAGCCAAGCGCGGUGAAGAAAUUCUCAAGGCAGAGGAGCUGGCUGCAAAACACAGAGCAACUGGAAUUGCUCCAAAGAAACUGCUUGGAUGUUUUUGAGGACUGAGGAUUGCUUUUAGUCAUUUUAUCUCUUGUUAUGAUGUUAUGUUGAUUUAUUGUGAGUACUGAUUUCUGCAUUAAAUUUCAGUGUGCUCUGUAAAGUUUCAUGUUUCUGUAUAUAGACUUGUAAUUUCAUGAACAUACUAUAUGCGUAUUCUUUAGUCUUUGAUGUCUGAACUGAUAUUUUUGUUCUAGAACAUGCUUGUAACUUAUGUAGAACUGGAAGAUUGAUCAAAUGUCUGUCAUAAUAUGUGUUGUUGCGUUGAA
Molecule: messenger RNA, 801 nt
Organism: Phalaenopsis equestris
Lineage: Eukaryota; Viridiplantae; Streptophyta; Magnoliopsida; Asparagales; Orchidaceae
Product: remorin-like
Exons: 6
Coding region: 1-534 (177 amino acids)
Source: RefSeq, a predicted model, not a curated record